Molecule: messenger RNA, 1889 nt
Organism: Blepharisma stoltei
Lineage: Eukaryota; Ciliophora; Heterotrichea; Heterotrichida; Blepharismidae
Source: the annotation of a GenBank genome assembly
AUGGAUUUUAUGUUCCAAGAGGAUACUGAGAACUUUGAUUUAAAUAAGACUCUUCAUGAAUUUUUUUGCUAUGUUUUCAGUACAAAUUGCCAUAUCGAUGAAGCAAGUGUGACGUCUGAAGAGAUGAGGACGCUAGAAGAGCUGGAUUCUUUGGAGGUCUUUGAAAAUUUGAAAGAAAUUGUCUUAACAACUUGUCAGCGAUAAAAUUUAAAAAAAUAAUCAAAAUUAAUCUAUUUAUGUUUAGAGUGAAAAUUUUAAAAUUCAAUAUAUUUGUUAGAGAUUUCAUUAUACUAAUUGAAAAUGUUUUUUAUAUUAUUGUACAAAAUUAUGGUGGAUCAAAGAAAGAGUGGAUUUUAGUCAAAAAAUAGGGAUUUUUCCAAAUUGUUUUGUUGGCUCACCGAGAAGGGAUUUAGAACUAUUGCGAUUUAAAAAAGACCAUACCAAAUCUGACAACGCAGAAUUGAUUCAAAAAAAUGAACAAUUCGAAACGCUACUACAAAAGUCUUAAACUUAAACAUAUCAGGUUUGGCUACCAUCUUAUUGGUUGCGCAGUCACCAAAGACCCUUUCAGUCACCCCUUGCUUCGAAGAGGGCUCGAACUCCACCUUCUUCUCGCCAGCCUCCUACCAGGUAUGGAGAACAUCCUGCAAUUGAGUGCCAUCUCCUCCUUGCCUUUUAGGUUGCAGCGUUGAAUGGGCAGACUAUGGACAUCUGCAGUUGUUACAUGAGUUAAACGAAUUUUCCGAGCAAAAAUCCUAAAAUGGAAUUUCUGCUAACUUUUAUCAAAAAUGAGAAAUUCAAAGCUUGAGGUGUAAAUCUCGAUUUCACGCUAUGAAGUUGUCCGCUACUCUAAGCAUUACCUGCAGAAUUCAUGAGGUUUCUCUUUCCCUCUCUGAACCCUCCUUUACCCUUGAGAUAAAAUCCAAUCCUGAAAAUGGAUUUGAGCAAGGUUCUAUAUAUUACAUAAAUUGCUUGUCCAGCAUUGCUGCCCAUUUCUGGGUGUGUACAAAACCUUUCAGAUAUAAUUGAAUAUGUGCUUGAGGCUGCCUUUCCAAAAACGCCUUAUUUAAUUCCUGCUACAAAAGUCAGAAGCCGAAGUACGAAACCAUAUUCGAGUUGAACAUCAGCUUAAGCUUCACAUUGAAUCAUCACAAAAUAGAAUUGAUGAGCUGGAAAAACUUAACGCACAAUUGAAUAGGAAAAGAGAUGAUGGAAACAACUCUGAUAAAAACGCUGAUAAGGAAGUUGAUAUUAAACUUAAAGAAUUUGAAGAGAGGCUCCAAAAUGAGCUAAAAAAAGUGGCAUCUAAACAAAAAGAAAAUAAAAAAGAGGUAAAUGAAAAAAUUGUUAAAGAAUUUGAACAACAGUUGCAAAAAUACGCUGAAGAGCUCGAAAAAAAAGAUAAAAUUAUCAGCAGGCUAAAAGAAGAAUGUAUGAAACUGAAAUCAAAGCUGGAAGAAAAACUCGAUGAAACUGAAAAAUUAAAACAAGAAAUUGAACGGCUAAAAGUAGCAGAUAAAAAAGCAGAGCCAAGGAAUCCUGUAAAUAUUGAAUAUUUAAAAAAAAAACUUGAAGAAAAAGCAGUUGAUCUGAAUAAAAUGCAGCAAAAAAUAAAAGAAAGAGCGAGCAACAAAUCUCCUGCUUUGCCAGCCAGCAAAGAGAAUCAGCCUCAUCCGUCAAAAGAUAGGUCUAGAAAUAGCCGCAGAUCUACAGGAGAAGCUGAAUUGUUAAAAAGUAAUACAAUUGAUUCCAAAAAAACCAACACUGAGUCAACACCCCAAAAAGAUAAUACUGCGAAAAAGUUAAAGAUGGCACCAAAAGGGCAUAUAAGAAGUUUCUCAGAUCAAUUAAGGCCGCAAACAGCGCCCAAGCGAGUUGGGCAUUAUUAG